Polypterus senegalus (gray bichir) is the source of this 3256-nucleotide messenger RNA. RefSeq names its product zinc finger protein 3-like. Gene Ontology annotation, molecular function: DNA-binding transcription activator activity, RNA polymerase II-specific; RNA polymerase II cis-regulatory region sequence-specific DNA binding. Gene Ontology annotation, cellular component: nucleus. The record is from RefSeq and is a predicted model, not a curated record. NCBI's taxonomy places the organism in Eukaryota, Metazoa, Chordata, Cladistia, Polypteriformes, Polypteridae. The transcript is spliced from 3 exons. The coding region runs from base 223 to 2061 and encodes 612 amino acids. Gene Ontology annotation, biological process: regulation of transcription by RNA polymerase II.
CGGGGAUUGCGUAAGAGGUUGUUGCGGCGAAGUCGUGGCGUACAAUGAAAAAUAUGAAAGCUAGCGAGGAAGAACGUUAUUACAGCAAUCGCUGCGUUACGCGGUCUCAAUUGAAAAAUCAGUGAGGCACAUUUUACGGACAACGUCUCCGGUUGUCAAGAGGACAAAGGCGGCGGGAACGCAGCGCAGAAACUUCUAGAUAAGCCUGCGUUCAGAGAGACUAUGGACUGCGGAGUUUUCUCAGCUGCCUUUAAAGAGCAGCUGGCAGCCACGAUUGAGCGUGAGGUGAGGGCCACUUCAAGAGCAGUGCUUAUUAAAUUUUGUGACUUGAUGGACGGAGGGUUUUCCGUUUUACAAGCGCAAGUACAGAAACUUCAGGGUAAGUUACUGAAAACCGGAACAGAGGUAGAAAACUACCUCGCCUUCAUCAUCGAGGAGACGGUGUUGCUAGCCGUUGAGGUGAUUGUGACCGAAUUUACGGAUCAUGUCGAGCAGACAUUUUCGUAUUACCAGCGCAAGUUCGCCUUGAAGGAAAAGGAAAUCGACACACUGAAGCUACAACUGGAGAGCCAACAACGCCAGUGCUGUGCCGAGAGGGACAUUCUCGGCUCUACGUGCGAGAAUGUCGGUACGUGCGAUGGGGCAGGAAAAAAAGAUAAGAAAGAUUGCACUAUAUUUGAAGAUCCACCAAUCUAUAUGAAGAUGGUAAACACAAAAGAUGUCGUUACACCUAUCCUGAAAACUCAAGAACUAGAAUGUUUUCAAGAUGUAAGGGGAGACAGUCAUGAAAGUCCCAAAAACACUACUACCAAGGACCUUAACACAGAUGAUGGUAUGAAUGCUGGUGACAGUACAGAACUACCAUUUGUCAAUAUUAAAGAGGAAGCCAGUGAGAUGGGAUUUAUUAAUAUUAAACAGGAAGUUAUCGACCAGGAUAUACAUUAUCAUAAAGUGGAGAUUUGUGACCAGUCAUUACUUAAUAUAAAGGAAGAAUUUUGUGACUUGGAUGUUAUUUGCAUUAAAGAGGAGGUUUUUGACAAUGACCCUGCUCACCUUAAAAUGGAGGUAUUUGAAGAGGGAUAUGCAAGCAAAGAUGCAGAGCAGAACAGAUCUGAGUGUAUGCAGUGGACCAGGCAAAUUGACCACAGCUCUGAUCUAAAAGAGCAAAUCUAUACAGUGCAAGAGAGUGACUUCUCACUCUGUCCAGCCGACCAUAACUUUUCACAAGAAGAGCUGCACAACAAAAUGAAUGAGACUCCUGUAGAAUGUGAAAAUGUGAAAAAGAAAAUGACUCUGAAUGGGACAUACUCUUCAUUACAAUGCGGGGCAGAAGCUUUAUGGAAGACAACUAGAGCAGAUAGCUCUGAUGUUACACAGGAAAUCCCAACAGCGGCUGAUCUAAAUCAGUGCAAUGUGUGUAAUAAGAUGUUCAAAAAUAAAUGGAUUUUUCAGUUGCACCAGAGGAUUCACACUGGAGAGGAACCAUAUUUUUGUAGUGAUUGUGGAAAGACUUUCAAAAAGAAGCGACUUUUUCUUCAUCAUCAGAAAAUCCACCUGAGGCAAAAACCAUAUUCUUGUACAGACUGUGAGAAACGUUUCUCGACAAAAGAUGACCUUCAAAAGCACAAGAAAACUCACAGUAGAAGAAAUUCAUAUUACUGUAGUCAAUGUGGGAAGUGUUUCUCAGACAAGUGUAGCCUGCAAGAGCACCAGAAAAUUCAUAAUGGAAAAAAACCAUAUUGUUGCUCUGAAUGUGGGAAAAGUUUUGUUCGUAAUUGUGAUCUUCAAAAGCACCUAAAGGUUCAUUUGGGACAAAAGCCGUAUUGUUGUAAAGUGUGCACGAUGAGUUUCUCAGAUGAACAUUGUUUUCAGAAGCAUCAAACACUUCACAUUGCAGACAAGCCAUAUUGUACUUUGUGUAAGAAAACCUUCUCUAAUUUAUAUUACCUUCAGCUCCAUCAAGUGCUUCACACUGGAGAGAAGCCAUUUUGUUGCACUGAAUGUGGAAAGAAAUUCUCGUUGAAGACUAGCUUUAUUAGACACCAGAAAAUUCACAUGUAGAAAAUAAUUUGUAGAAAUGCAGGAUGCAGUUUGUUUACGUAGCCUCUGUGACUUAUUAAAAAAUUGAUGUCACACACUGGGGAAGAAAGCAAUUUCCAUAUUAAAUGCUUCUGUAUACACAAGUGAACAGAUAUGACAAAUUUAUUAUAUUUUAUUUUUUAGAAAAGUGUUGGAAGUUUAAGUUGCUCAACUUGCUUAUGGUUCUGUAAGCCAGCAGUUAGAUUAAGGAAAUAUAAAAUUAAGUAGCAUAAGCUAAACAACCACUUAAUGUGAAGAAAUGUUUAUACCUCUGAUUGGAUAUCCGGCUAGUUCUUCCCGGUUUGUUGUUCCACUUUGUUUUGUUUUUAUUUUCAGGUUUAUUCCAGUUCCAGCCUUUACGCACUCUUGGCUUGCUUCUCACAAUUCUGUAAUUUAGAGGGCGAGUUGAACCAAUUCAUAAUUUGCUUGAGUGUCUGUGCCUGUUUGUAAUUUCUAUAUAUUUGGAUCACAGGAUAAUGUACAUUUGAUGGUAUUAUUGGUGGCGAUUCCAGUCAUGUAGACAAUACUGCCAAGAGUGUUUUGGCUGCCUGUUGUCCUGACCAUGAAACACUGGUGUAGGAAAUCAUUGGAUGGAUAGACCUAUCUAAAGGUAAUUCUGUCAACCUUGUAGGUAGGUUCCAAAGAAUUUAAAGGGUGAAAGAUUGCAAUGAAACUGAAUACAUGUUCGUGUUUUUUUUAUCAUAAACACCGCUUUACAUCUGCCAAAAAACAAAUUUAUGAAUACCACAGCUGUUAAUUUCCUAAUUAUUAAACGCACUUUACAUAAUAAUAAUACAUUUGAUUUUUAUAAUACUGUCUUUCACAUGCUCAAGGCACUUGUAAAGCAAGGUACACACAUGUUGGCAGUUAAAGUGUAAGUGGUUAGGUGGCAUGUUCAGGUUUAAAAGAUGGUGCUUUCUCAGUCUGAGCACGAGUCUUCUGCUGAUACAGCAGUGUGUGGUGACUGUUUUGGUCCUCAUUUGCUUUAUGUUCUAGCAAGAAUGGUCUCUUAUUUCUACACUUUUCUUGACUGGGAAUGCAAAUACGAUAUAUUUGGACUUUGUGGUUGGAUACUUGAGAGUGAAAUCCAUUUCUGGCUCUUCUCCAUUAACAUAUUCUUUUUUUGAUGAGUCAUUGUGAGGGAAUUCUGGUCAUGACUCUCUCUCUCUAGCUAUUU